GUGCUAGCAUUUUGUCUCUUCGCCUCCUCAAUUUUCAACGCAUCUAAAUCUCCAUCAUGUGUCCGCCGACCAUCCAUCUUCCACCGAUCGCUAAGAUCGCAAGUUUCUCCGUCACCCAGCUUCUCGACGCCUUGACUUAUUUACAGUCACUUUACCAUCCAGAAGUCCGUGGUUCACGUCGCAAACGUGUGCAGGUGCCUGAAUUCAAUGGAGAGAAAAAUUCACACCUUCGUCAUGAAGAUGAUAACGACGCCCAAGUCAUCCGAUCCGACGCAUUCGAGCGCUCAUAUUCCAUUCGGUGGCUUACCGCUCUUAUCGCCCAGCUCGAAGUCUGGCAUGACUUAUCAUAUUCUGUGGAAGUCUCAUUGGAUGGUCUAGGGAAACCAGAGCCCACCUUCGCUCACACGGAGAUGCUCGUCGAACAGGCCGCGUCGCUACUCGCGAUUUGUGCCGGGGUCGCUGCUGCUGGAAUGAUCACUCGUAGCUUUAUAUUUGGCUGA
This is a messenger RNA of Suillus clintonianus, 500 nucleotides long. RefSeq lists its product as uncharacterized. Lineage: Eukaryota; Fungi; Basidiomycota; Agaricomycetes; Boletales; Suillaceae. Bases 57 to 500 code for a protein of 147 amino acids. The record is from RefSeq and is a predicted model, not a curated record. The transcript has a single exon.